CACCAACUUCUAUUUCUUGAGAAAAUUGGUAACAAGCUUGAUUUUUCCCUUCCUUUUCUUGUUAAAGAACUGAUUUUAGGACCUAGAACCCUCCCUUUGAAGUAGGAAUUUCAAAUCUGCUCUGUUUCUUCCCCUUUGUCUGUCCGCUGUUCUGCUGGGUGUGAAUCCUUCGGGAUUUUUGUUUUUAUGAUUUCUUCUCCAGUCUCCGUCGGCCUCCAUACCCGCCAGCUCCGGUUUUGGCUGCUGGAAAAAUUCUGGUAUGUUGAUGGCAUCCUUAAGUCCGAAAAUGGUUAAUUAGUUGCUGCCUUGUGUUGUUGAAUUUUAUCAAUUUGGUGCUGCCCGUGUUGUCCGAAAACCCUCUGUUGUGCUAUCCGAAUUUCUGCAGAAAUAUGGAAGAAUUUGGCAGCAUUUUAAACGUGUUUUUUUGCUUAAUUCAUGUAGAAAUAAACCUGUUUUGGGCUU
This is a messenger RNA of Rubroshorea leprosula, 462 nucleotides long. The record is from the annotation of a GenBank genome assembly. Lineage: Eukaryota; Viridiplantae; Streptophyta; Magnoliopsida; Malvales; Dipterocarpaceae.